CCCACCCUUCCUGCGGUGGCCAAGAUGGCGGCGGAGGUGGAGUUCGGGGACCGCGAGCUCUUCGGGCAGCUGGAGGGCGAGCCCGGGCCGCCCUCGCCGCCCGCCCUGGAGGAGCCGGACCCGCUGCUGCAGCUCUACGAGCGGCUGCGCGACCGCGACGAGACGGUGCAGCGGCUGCGGGCGGAGAAUCAGGAACUUAAAAGGAAGCUGAGAAUUCUGACUCGUCCUAGUGGAAUCUCAGUGGAAAACCCCAAAGUUGAUGGACCACUCUUGCAGAUUUUAUUUAUGAACAAUGUCAUUACUAAGCGGUAUCAUCAAGAAAUUGAGGAUUUUAUUUAUAGUUUAGUUCAAAAAUAUGAAGAGCAGAAGAAAAGUGAACAAGAAAAAUCACACUUGAAUGCUAAGCCACAGCCCUCCAGUGUUGUUUUGGAAGAGGACUGUAAAGGAACCAGCUCAGGUUCUGCUAAAAAAGUGAAAGAAGCUUUUAGUGUUGUAGGAAGUGUUCUGUAUUUUACCAAUUUUUGUCUUGAUAAACUGGGACAGCCUAUUUUAAAUGAGAAUCCACAGCUGACAGAAGGAUGGGAAAUACCUAAAUAUCAGCAAGUUUUCAGCCAGAUUCUCUCCCUAGAUGGACAAGAAAUACAAGUAAAACCCAAAAGCAGGCCCAAACCUCACUGUUUCAAUUGUGGUUCUGAAGACCAUCAGAUGAAGGACUGCCCAAAGCCACGAAAUGCAGCUCGUAUAAAUGAGAAGAGAAAGGAGUUUUUGGAAGCUUGUGGUGAUUCGAGCAAUCAGAGUUUUCAGCAGCGUUACCAUGCAGAAGAAGUAGAAGAGAGGUUUGGAAAAUUUAAGCCAGGAGUAAUUAGUGGGGUCCUUCAGGAUGCCCUUGGUGUGACAGACAAGAGCCUGCCCCCGUUCAUUUACCGCAUGCGGCAGCUGGGCUACCCCCCGGGCUGGCUCAAGGAGGCUGAGAUGGAGCACUCAGGGCUGGCUCUGUAUGAUGGCAAAGGUGAAGUUGAAGCAGAAAAUGAGGGCUCUCCCCAGCCCAAACGUAUCACCUAUGAUGUGUCCAAGCUGGUAAAUUACCCAGGCUUUAAUAUAUCCACUCCCAGUGGGAUCCCAGAUGAGUGGCAGAUGUUUGGUUCCAUCCCCAUGCAGCCAUCUCAACAGAAGGAUGUUUUUGCUCACUACCUUUCUAAUUAUCAGGAGCCAAGUCCAAAAUCCAGCAGCAAAAGAUCUGCACCUCAGUCCAAGUCUCGUCAUUCCAAACGAGCAAGAGAAGACACUUCAGAGGCAGCAGCAGCUGACAUGGACCUGGACUCUGAUCUGGAAGGAGGACAGAGAUCUCAAACUCCCAACAAUUUUCAGUUCCAACCUCCUCUGCCACCUGGAUCUCCAUGCAUGUCCACUCCUCCCCCUGUGCCCCAUGGAACUCCCCCACUCACACCCCCUCAGCCUUCCACACCCAGCCACUCUCCCCUCCCCAGGACUGCCCCAGCACCAAACUCUGCCAGUGGCAGUCCUCAGCCCAAAAUAGUGGACUCAGUGAUGGAUGAGGAUACACUGACCCUGGAGGAGCUGGAGGAGCAGCAGAGGUUAAUCUGGGCAGCUCUGGAGCAGGCAGAGAGCACCAACAGUGACUCUGAAAUUCCUGUUGACACCCCUUUAACUGGGAAUUCCCUGACAUCAUCACCAGCCAGGAAUGAAGCAGAUCUCGUUGCAGAAGUCAGGUCACCUGAGAAAGUGAUCUCAAUGGAAACAGAGUUUUCUGACAUCAGUGAGCAGAACCCAGAAAAUGAACAUUCUCCAACCAGUCCCAAUCUAGAGGACAGUUUGCUUGACUUAAAGGAAAAUCCUGAUAAUGCAGUUUCUGAGGAUGACACCCUGCCUGCUGCCAACCCUGAGGUUAAUGAGGAGGAAAACACAGGUGGUAAUAAAGUGCCCACAAGCACUGGAUCAUCUGUGAAAAAAUCUGGACUUGUUCCUGACAUGAGCAAGUUUGCUGCAGGCAUCACACCAUUUGAAUUUGAAAACAUGGCAGAAUCAACUGGGGUUUAUCUACGGAUAAGAAGCCUGUUAAAAAAUUCCCCAAGAAACCAGCAAAAGAAAAAGACUUAAGUCUUAAUUGGUCUUUUGUUUUCUUAUAUCCAAAUCCCUUCUGUUUCCCCACCAGUUUUACAAACUCAGAUAACCUCCCUCAUCUUAUGGAAAAGAGAAAAUCUUGACAAAUGCAGGUCUGCCCUGUUCUUCCUUGGUGAAGUCAGUGCAGGUUUCCAUCUUGACCAGGACCACCAAAGCAGCCAGCAAAUGUAGAAUUUUCCCAAAUUGCAAGCUUCCACCUAAGGAAUAACAGGACUGAUGAUUUGUUAAGACCAUUUUAUUUGCCAAUACUCAAGACUCUAAAAUGCA
Molecule: messenger RNA, 2409 nt
Organism: Serinus canaria (Common canary)
Lineage: Eukaryota; Metazoa; Chordata; Aves; Passeriformes; Fringillidae
Gene: ZCCHC8
Product: zinc finger CCHC-type containing 8
Exons: 14
Coding region: 25-2118 (697 amino acids)
Cellular component (GO): catalytic step 2 spliceosome
Molecular function (GO): zinc ion binding; RNA binding
Source: RefSeq, a predicted model, not a curated record